Messenger RNA from Vicia villosa (hairy vetch), 3192 nucleotides. RefSeq lists its product as uncharacterized. The transcript is spliced from 6 exons. Bases 288 to 2834 code for a protein of 848 amino acids. Gene Ontology annotation, cellular component: CCR4-NOT complex. Lineage: Eukaryota; Viridiplantae; Streptophyta; Magnoliopsida; Fabales; Fabaceae. Gene Ontology annotation, molecular function: protein binding. The record is from RefSeq and is a predicted model, not a curated record. Gene Ontology annotation, biological process: mRNA catabolic process; negative regulation of translation.
CUUCCACUCUCUUCCUAUCUGAACCUGCCCCAAAUCGGCGUAUAGGUUUUCAUUCCAAUCUUCGACUCUCACUCAUCUCUUCUUCUCUAUCUAAGCUACCAAAAACAAAGAGCAAGGGUUUUUCUCUUCCACCAUGUUUUCUUUUUCACUUCAAUUUUAAAUGUAAAUUCAGAUUUAGAUUCAUUUCACUUCACUUUUUCCUCACUCAAUUUUAGGGCUCUUUCUCUCUCUCUUCCCCAAAACCCUUUCAUACCAAGAUUUGUGUAUUCUGAUUACUCGAUCUCGUUAUGGAAUCUCGUGAAUCAACAACACCUUCUGUUCCGUCAACCAACAACCGUGAUGCUCCUUCUGCCGCCGCGGAAGUUGACGACGGCCUUUUCUCUCUCGCCAAAGACGCUGCUGUGCAUUAUCAAUCUGGCAAGUUCGUUGAAUGCGUCGAGGUUAUGAAUCAGCUCUUGCAAAAGAAACCUAACGAUCCAAAGGUCCUUCAUAAUAUAGCAAUUGCAGAAUUCUUCCGAGAUGGUUGUUCAGAUCCCAAAAAGUUGCUUGAAGUAAUCUACGGCAUCAAGUUCAUUCAGAGAAAAUACGACGAGCUUACCCUGACUUCUGGGGAUCAAGGAGAGCCAGUUAACAACGUCGCAAAUAAAGUUGCUUUUGGAUCCAAAGGAAGCAAUAAUACUGACACAAUACAUCCAGAUGAAUUUGAAUCUACUGCCGCAGCUCUAAAUAUUGCCAUCAUCUGGUUUCAUCUUCAUGACUAUGCAAAGACGGUAUCAGUUUUGGAGCCCCUAUUUCAAAGGAUUGACCCCAUAACUGACUCAACAGCUCUACAUAUUUGUCUUCUGCUGCUUGAUGCUAGCCUUGCUUGCCAUGAUGCAUCAAAAUCAGCUGAUGUGUUGACUUAUCUGGAGAAGCUAUUUAGUGGUGGUACUGCGAGUCAAGGCGACUAUGGAAAUACAGCUCAGCAACAAUCUGCAAAUCUAAUCUCUAAGUCUGCACCUGUCACCAUUAGUGAAUCUGCUGCUGAUCCAUCCAGUUCUGAUUUAGGCUCAAGUGCUAAUACAUCUGAAAAUCAUCUAUCCAGAACUUUGUCUGAAGAUGGGCUUGAUUAUGAAGCCAUGAUUUUGGAUAUGGGUGGACAAAAUUUAACUAGGCCAACGGGCCCGUCUUCAAAUGUUCUUUCUAGAGCUUUGGUUGACAGGUUUUCUUCUCUUGAUUUAAAGCUCAAGUUGCAACUUUACAAAGUACAGUUUCUAAUUCUUACUAGGAACCUGAAGAUAGCAAAAAGAGAAGUCAAGCUGGCUAUGAACAUUGCACGUGGACGAGAUUCAUCCAGGGCUUUGCUUUUGAAAUCUCAGCUUGAAUAUGCUCGUGGUAACCACCGCAAGGCCAUAAAGCUAUUGAUGGCAUCAAGUAGUAAUAGGACGGACACAGAAUUUUCAAGCAUAUUUAACAACAAUCUUGGGUGCAUUUAUUAUCAGCUUGGGAAAUAUCAGACGUCCUCAAUUUUCUUCUCAAAAGCAUUAACUAAUUGUUCGUCCUUGAGAAAGGAGCAACCAAUAAAGCUGAGCACUUUCUCGCAGGAUAUUUCUCUCCUUAUAAUUUAUAAUUGUGGUAUGCAGCACUUGGCUUGUGGAAAGCCAAUACUUGCAGCUCGAUGUUUUCAGAAGGCAAGCUUAGUCUUCUACAAACAGCCUCUCUUGUGGCUCCGACUCUCAGAAUGCUGUCUGAUGGCUUUAGAAAAGGGCCUGAUCAAAUCAUGUCGGGUUCCUUCAGAGAAGUUGGAGGUUGGAGCUUGCGUUGUUGGGUUGGAAAAAUGGAGGCAACUUGUUGUGAAAGAUCAAAUUCCAGGUAAUGGACACUUGGAAUCAUCCAGAGGGAAUGAACAUAGUCCAAGUGAAGAUGGUUGUCUGAAGUUAUCGAUGUCCCUUGCUCGACAGUGUCUCUUGAAUGCUCUUCACUUGCUAGACUCGUACAGUACAAAUCGUUUGAAAUCUGGCUUGCCCUCUAAUUCUUCUGUGGAGAAUGAUACAAGUGAAGUGUUACCUUCAAAGAAUUCAAGUCGUAAAAAUUCGCAUGUUAUUGAUUCAAAGGCAUUUUCAGGAUCAAUAGGUUUAGGUCAGGUAAAUUCUAAUGGGGACACAAAAGAACAGAAGGGAGGAGCUAGUCAGGAACUCUUUCAGAACUCCCUAUCGUAUUAUGAAGAUGUCUGUAGAAGAGAUAAUCAAUUGGUUAAGCAAGCUGUUCUUGCUAAUUUAGCUUAUGUGGAGCUAGAAUUGGACAAUCCUGUGAAGGCACUAGCAGCUGCAAAAUCUCUCUUUGAACUUCCAGAAUGUUCCAGAAUUUACCUUUUUUUAGGCCAUGUUUAUGCGGCAGAGGCUCUUUGCUUACUGAACAGACCAAAGGAAGCUGCUGAGUACUUAUCAUAUUAUUUGUCUGGAGGAAACAAUGUUGAAUUGCCAUUCAGCCAAGAGGACUGUGAGAAAUUGCAAGUAGAGAGGACUGUUGAAUUUGAAGAGGUAAAUGUUGGAUCCACUGCUGCCAAGGGUUCUCUUCAGGAUACGCAAAGUAUUGUUUUCCUCAAGCCAGAGGAGGCACGUGCAGCAAUUUAUGCAAACUUUGCUGUAAUGUCUGCAAUGCAAGGUGAAUUUGAGAAAGCCAGUAUGUUGGUUACCCAGGCAUUGUCCAUAUUGCCCAACAGUCCAGAAGCUACCCUCACUGCAGUUUAUGUGGAUCUCUUGCUUGGUAAGCAACAGGAAGCUCUAGCCAAGCUAAAAAGUUGUAGCCGUAUUAGGUUCCUGCCCAGUGGAGUAACAUUAAAUAAAUCUUCAUGAGUGUUGUAUGCAUGGUUUUAUCAUUGUUCCUGCCCCACCUCUCAGAGUUAGUUAGCAGGUAGUUUAAUCCUUCCAUAGCAUUUGUAACAUAUAUAUGUUCAAUUCAGGGAAUAAUUUUUUUUUUUGUGAUUCAUUGUCCUUAUAAUUCUCAAAUUUAGAGGUCAGUUACUGGUGGAGGCUGUGUUUUGAUUAGUGUUAGUGCCCACCUUUGAAAUUUGAGGUGUAGAUCUGAUUCGGAUUGUGUUUUUAUUUUCUAGAGGCUAAUUUAGUUCAUAUUCAAGAAUAGAGGUCAUGUGCUUAUAUUGAGAAAACUGAAAAGUGGAUAGUUGUUUUGAAAUUCCAUUUAUAAUCCGAGGAA